AUGAGGAAUUCCUCCCAGCGAAUCACCCUCAAUGUCGCACGCCUCUUUCACACUUCAGUCGCCGGGCCACGGCUGAGGCCCCAUCGACAAUUCCAUCUCACCUCUUUAGCUAGCUUCCCUCGAAAGCGAAGCUUCUUCACCUCGAAUCCCUACCUGUCUCAAGUCGACGACGGGUCCCGUUCCGCCUCUGAACUCUCAAAGGAAGAAAAAGGUCCUGCUUCUUCAAAGAGGAAGCCCACUCGAUCGAAUACAGCCAAGAAUUCAUUACGUCGAGUUGCCAUCAUUGCUCAGCAGCCCAAACGAGGCGGCGCAACAGCACCAGGAAACCCCAGCGAUGAACCCUCAAACGUGGUUAGCGCGACCUGCGUCGCAGAAUCCUUCAAAAUGCCUGUAGUUCUCGAGAUUCUCUCGUCGCAUGGUUUUGACAUUGACCCGGAUGGCACGGGAUUCGACGCAAAUGAGGUGGUCCAUGCAAGAGGUGUAAAUGGUGGAGACAUCUUUGUCUUUCCGUCCGGCACAAUUGUGACUUGGUCGCUACCUCCAGAUGUCGUCACAAGACAGAUCAUGCGUGCUGCUGAAGAAGCGCACUCGAUCGAAAGUCGAGAGUUUGAGGAUCUCGAAUUCACGACCGACACAAACCGAGAAGCAAGUGUGCUUAAGGGCGAUGUCAUUGUUCUUGGUACUCGCAAGGAGCACAAAGAGGCCGAUAAGCUAGACACUACUCUAGCAAAGGUUGCUUUCUCGUCGGGUCUCGCUCGAAGCACAAAACUUGCUGUUCUCGAAACGGCCCUGACGUCGUACUUUGAAAGCACACGCAAUAUCCCCGCACUGCUCUCACAAGGUGCUGGUAUACCUCUUGGUCGAAAGUUCAUCCUACAAAAGACAGGCGAACUCCUCAGUCUGCGUGCUCGUCUUAACCACUACUCUGAACUCACCGACUCAUUACCUGAUAUCUUCUGGGACACCAGCUCCGAUCUUGGCCUAGAAGGUUACUACGAACAAGUUGGCCGUGCACUCGAUGUAAACGUCCGAAUCCGUGCAUUGAAUCAAAAGAUGGACUACGCUGCCGAAAUCGCCAGCGUUCUGCGUGAGAUGUCCAGUGAGCAACAUGGCACUCGCCUAGAAUGGAUCAUCAUCGUGCUCAUUGCCGUUGAGGUCAUCUUUGAGUUACGUCGCAUUGUGCUUGAGAUGCUCCAGGAACGGGAAGAACGGAAGCUUGCGGCUGAACUGCCAAAGCCUGUGGUGACACCACCAGCAUAG
Molecule: messenger RNA, 1260 nt
Organism: Fusarium musae
Lineage: Eukaryota; Fungi; Ascomycota; Sordariomycetes; Hypocreales; Nectriaceae
Exons: 1
Coding region: 1-1260 (419 amino acids)
Biological process (GO): positive regulation of mitochondrial translation
Source: RefSeq, a predicted model, not a curated record